CUGAAGUGCGGGAACGCGAAGGAGCUAUGGAGGAACACUUCGACAAAGAUUUCAUUGACGGAUACCUGAGAAAGAUUGAAGAAAACAAAGGGAAGGAUUCCCACUUCACUCUUUCAACGCUCGUUGGCAGCACGGUCAACUUCUACAGUGCAGCUACCAACACCGUGCGAAGCGCAGUCCUGUGGAACCUGUACAUAGCGGCCAGUGACCCGGACGGUCAGCAAUCACGAAUACAGAGCGAAAUCGACGCAGCGAUUGGACGCAAGACGGCCGCCCGCCUGGGAAGACAGGCGUCGGACGCCGUUUACAAUGGCGUGCAUUCUGGAGGCACUCCGCUGGAGGACUACGGCUCCACUAGGUCUGCAGAGGGCUGCAGGCCGUGACACGGUAAUAUGCGGGUACCACGUUCCUGCCGGCACAAUGGUGGUUGCAAACCUGUGGGGACUUCACAACGACCCUGCCUACUGGCCCGAGCCAUCGAAGUAUGAUCCCACGCGAUUUCUCAAAGCUGACGGCACUGAGGUGGAUGAGAAGCCAGCGGCGUUUCUUCCUUUUGGAACGGGGAGGAGACAGUGUCCGGGUGAAACGCUAGCCUUGAUGGAGGUCUUCCUGUACGUGGCAACAACGCUUCAGAGGUUCAAGGUACUUCCGGAAGACGGCCAGACCAUCUCUCUCGUCACUGCACCCGCCGUAAUCUCUGUCGCCAACGAUGCUCAAAGGUUGCGCUUCAUACCGCGAUGAUAAAAACAGUGUGCUUGCGAGCCAUUAUUACUCAAGCAACACAAUUUGGAUUGUAAGGAUGAACUUAGAUAAUGGUAGCUUCCUUUUAGAUUUGACGACCCCCUCUGGUAAAACAAGGCUAUUCAGAUGUAUAGUUAGAGCUGUUGCACGAAUGUCACCGAAGCCUUGACAGAAAAAAAAACAUGAUCGUUGAGCAGAUCCGAGUCUUCGGACGUCGUGGGCAAGCCGAAUUUAGCAGUUCUAUGUAAAAAAAAAAACAGAGAAAGCAAAACAGAAAUUCGACCAAUAUUAUGAGCAGGUGGUUGGCGAUGCUCUUGCGAGAAUGGAAUUAUCCACGCGCUUCUGGCUUGAAUCUGAAGACAGUGUAGAUUCUGUAGACGGUGGAAGUACAAUAUCCACAACAGUACUUCCGCUAUCUGCAGUCCACGCUGUUGUUUAUUUUUUAUUUGUUCUUCGCCGAGAAGCUCAUUCACACGUGAACAGAGAGUUUCUGUUUCUCCUUUCACUUCCUCUAAAUCUGAAUAAUAAAGGCCAACUGAAGCG
Messenger RNA from Rhipicephalus microplus (southern cattle tick), 1284 nucleotides. Its product is annotated as cytochrome P450 2H2. The record is from RefSeq and is a predicted model, not a curated record. Gene Ontology annotation, biological process: xenobiotic metabolic process. Lineage: Eukaryota; Metazoa; Arthropoda; Arachnida; Ixodida; Ixodidae. Gene Ontology annotation, molecular function: heme binding; iron ion binding; oxidoreductase activity, acting on paired donors, with incorporation or reduction of molecular oxygen, reduced flavin or flavoprotein as one donor, and incorporation of one atom of oxygen. Gene Ontology annotation, cellular component: intracellular membrane-bounded organelle; cytoplasm.